AUGGAUCCAAAUUCCAUCUUGCUUUCUCCUCAGUCCCGGACCUACUCCCACCUGGAAGAACCCUGUAUGGAAGGUGAGAGAAGCCCAGGCCCCCGAGAGCCGAGUAGAGACUCCCCCUUUUCCUGGAGACAGGUCCCCAGCUCCAGCCUUGCUGAUCCCAACUGGUUUUGGGAUGAGCAUAUCCAGGCAAAGAGGGCCAGAGUGGAGACCAUCAUCCGAGGCAUGUGUCUCUCCCCCAACCCUCUGGAGCCAGGCAAUGCCCGAGCCAGGGACAGCCCAGGCUGCCCAGAGAAGGUCCGGGAGCGGAAGAGGAAGCAGUGCCUUCCCAUGCAGCAGGGCACCCUGAAGCCAGGCCCUGCCCGGGACCAAGGCAACAGGAAGGGGGCACCUCGGGUGAGGGAACAACUUUACCUGCUGAAGCAACAGCUGAGACAUCUGCAAGAGCACAUCUUGCAGGCUGCCGAGCCCAGGGACACAGCUCAGGGCCCAGGAGUCUCUGAGAAGGAGAAAGGCCCUCUGAGUGCAAAGCAGAGGAAUGCCUGUGGGCCUAGCUCCUGGGCUGUGGACAGUGACCAACACCAGGUUUCCAGCAAGGACCUCUCUGAGGCAGAAAAACACAAAGUGUCUGAGGUUGAAUACCACCAGUCUGAGGAGCCCAGGUUUCUUCCUUCUGGAGCACAGGCUUUGCUGGAGAUUCUGAGGAAAGAAUUGACUAGAGCAGUGUCCCAGGCUGUGGACUCAGUAUUACAAAAGUUCAACCGCUGCAUUACCUCCCAGAUGAUCAAGUGGUUCAGCAACUUUCGUGAGUUUUAUUACAUCCAAAUGGAAAAAUUUGCCCGGCAAGCAGUUUCAGAUGGUAUCACAAAUCCCAAAAUGUUGGUGGUUCUCCGUGAUUCAGAACUUUUUCGAGCUCUCAAUAUGCACUAUAACAAGGGAAAUGACUUUGAGGUCCCAGAUUGCUUCUUGGAAAUCGCCAGCUUGACAUUACAGGAGUUCUUCAGGGCUGUCACCACAGGAAAAGACUCAGAUCCUUCCUGGAAGAAACCCAUUUAUAAAAUUAUUUCGAAACUGGACAGUGACAUCCCAGAGAUAUUCAAAUCCUCCAGCUAUCCCCAGGAGCUGUUUCAGAGUUAAGAUCUCACAAAGUGAGGUGUGACUGGCCAGGGUUAUCUGGGUUUGUCUUACAUGGCAGUUUAGCUAUAGGCAUAUAAAAAGGGCACAAGGAAAAAUCCCCCAAAUAGGUACUAUUACCAUUUUGAUCAUUUAUUUCCUUUCCCAGAAUGAUAGAUUUAACCUUAACUAUAAAAUAUAUCAACUAAGUGUAUUGGUGUGUUGGUAGUUUAUUGUAAAAGGAGCACAAGUUUAGAAUCAGAAGAUUCCACUGUUUCCAGGUGUUGUGACCCUGGGAACUUCCCGGUAUCUCUGCAUCUGUAAAAUGAGGUUGUAAGGAUUAAAAGAUAAUAUGUCCUCAAAUGCUCCAUGAAAUGUUAUUCGUUUCAUAAAUGUUAGUUUUUUCCCCCUUAGAUUUCUUAUGGAGUUUUUUUU
Galeopterus variegatus (Sunda flying lemur) is the source of this 1545-nucleotide messenger RNA. RefSeq names its product prospero homeobox 2 (gene PROX2). Gene Ontology annotation, molecular function: RNA polymerase II cis-regulatory region sequence-specific DNA binding; DNA-binding transcription factor activity, RNA polymerase II-specific. NCBI's taxonomy places the organism in Eukaryota, Metazoa, Chordata, Mammalia, Dermoptera, Cynocephalidae. The record is from RefSeq and is a predicted model, not a curated record. The coding region runs from base 1 to 1134 and encodes 377 amino acids. The transcript has 3 exons. Gene Ontology annotation, biological process: regulation of transcription by RNA polymerase II. Gene Ontology annotation, cellular component: nucleus.